AUGUAUCGCUUAUCAGCACUCAAUAGAGUGUCUAACGCAAUUAGACCCUCUAUCAAGACCAUCCCUCGAGUUGCUCGUCAAUCAGUUGUACGUGCUUCCGUUGCACCUUUCCAUACCAACAAAGCUCGUUUCGCUGCACCCGAGACAAACGAUGGUUUCUUGCAUGGAAACUCUGCCAACUAUAUCGAGGAAAUGUACGAAGCCUGGUUAAAGGAGCCCUCCUCUGUGCAUUUAUCUUGGCAAGUGUAUUUCAAAAACAUGGCUAACGGUGUCUCUCCUGGCCAAGCAUACACUCCUCCCCCUACUUUAGUGCCCUCUGCCAGUGCUCGUUUGCCUGUCUUGCCCGGUGAUGGUAUUGCUGGUGCCAGUGGUUCCUCUGAAGUCAUUGACCACAUGAAGAUCCAACUCUUGUCCAGAGCUUAUCAAGUGCGUGGUCAUCACAUUGCCAACUUGGAUCCCUUGGGUAUUCAACAUGCUGAUCUCAACUCAUCCACCCCUCCCGAAUUAGAGCACACUUACUACGGUUUCAAGGAUAGCGAUCUCGACAGAACUUUCACCAUUGGUCCUGGUAUUUUGCCUGCUUUCACCAAGUCUGGCGCCACUCUCACUCUUCGUGAAAUCAUCUCUCACUUGAAGAAGAUUUACUGUGGUUCCAUCGGUGUUGAGUACAUUCAUAUUCCUGAUCGUGCUCAAUGUGAUUGGAUUCGUGAACGCAUUGAAACCCCCGAGCCUUUCAAGUAUUCCGUUGAGGAGAAGCGUGUUAUUCUGGAUCGUUUGACUUGGUCUGACAGUUUCGAGCGUUUUGUUGCCUCCAAGUAUCCUUCCGAGAAGCGUUUCGGUCUUGAAGGUGGUGAGACUUUGAUCCCUGGUAUGAAGGCCAUGAUUGAUCGCUCCGUUGAUCUUGGUGUUGAAUCCAUUGUCAUUGGUAUGCCUCAUCGUGGUCGUCUCAACGUCCUUUCCAACGUUGUCCGCAAGCCCAAUGAAUCCAUUUUCUGUGAAUUCAGCGGUGCUCUUGAGCCCUCUGAAGAAGGUUCUGGUGAUGUCAAGUACCAUCUUGGUAUGAACUAUGUCCGUCCUACUCCCUCUGGUAAGCGUGUUCACCUUUCCUUGGUUGCCAACCCCUCUCACUUGGAAGCUGUUGAUCCCGUUGUUCUCGGUAAGACCCGUGCUCUUCAAUACUAUGGCAAGGACCCUAACGGUGAUCACUCCAUGGCUGUCUUGAUUCAUGGUGAUGCUGCUUUCGCUGGUCAAGGUAUUGUCUAUGAAACCAUGGGUUUCCAUGACUUGCCCUCUUACUCUACUGGUGGUACCAUCCACGUCGUUGUCAACAACCAAAUUGGUUUCACCACUGAUCCUCGUUACGGUCGCUCCACUCCUUACUGUACUGAUAUUGCCAAGUCUAUCAAUGCUCCCAUCUUCCACGUCAACGGUGAUGAUGCUGAAGCCGUUACCUAUGUCAUGCAAUUGGCUGCUGACUGGCGUCAAACCUUCCACAAGGACGUUGUCAUUGAUUUGGUCUGUUACCGUAAGCACGGCCACAACGAAACUGAUCAACCCAUGUUCACCCAACCUCGCAUGUACGAGGCCAUUGCCAAGCAAAAGCCUGUUGCUCAGAUCUACGAGACUCAAUUGAAGGAAGAAGGCUCUCUUACUGACAGCGAUAUCAAGGAAAACAAGAAGCGUGUCUGGGAUAUCCUUGAAGACAGCUACUCUCGUAGCAAGGACUACAAGCCUACUUCCAGUGAAUGGCAAUCCAGUUCAUGGCCUGGAUUCAAGUCUCCCAAGGAAUUAGCCGAAGAGAACUUGCCUCAUUAUCCCACUGGUGUUCCUCUUGAAACCCUCCAAACUGUUGGCAAGGCAAUGAGCACCCUCCCUCACAACUUCAACAUUCAUCGCAACCUGAAGCGUAUUCUUCAAAACCGCGAAAAGUCCUUGAACGAAGGUAAGGACAUUGAUUGGUCUACUGCUGAAGCUUUGGCUUGGGGUUCUCUCCUCACUGAAGGCAAGCACAUCCGUAUCUCUGGUCAAGAUGUUGAGCGUGGUACCUUCUCUCAACGUCAUGCCGUUCUCCACGACCAAAAGGAUGGCAGCAAGUACACUCUCUUGAACCACAUCAGCCCUGAACAAGGUGCUCUCUCCAUCUCCAACUCUUCUUUGUCUGAAUAUGGUGUUCUUGGUUUCGAAUUGGGUUACUCUCUCGUCAACCCUGACUCUCUCGUUGUCUGGGAAGCUCAAUUCGGUGAUUUUGCCAACACUGCUCAAGUUAUUGUCGAUCAAUUCUUGGCUGCUGGUGAGCAAAAGUGGCUCCAACGCACUGGCCUGGUGUUGUCUCUUCCUCACGGUUAUGACGGCCAGGGCCCUGAACACUCUUCCUCCAGAAUCGAGCGUUAUUUGCAACUCUGUGAUGACAACCCAUACGUCUACCCCUCUGCCGAGAAGUUGUCUCGCCAACAUCAAGAUUGCAACAUGCAAGUUGUCUAUGCCUCCACUCCCUCUCAAUACUUCCACGUCUUGCGUCGUCAAAUCUGCCGUCAAUUCCGUAAGCCUUUGAUCAUGCCCUUCUCCAAGUCUUUGCUCCGUCAUCCCCUUGCCAAGUCCAACUUGGAGGAAUUGACCGGUGAGACCCACUUCCAACUCUACUUGCCUGAAGAGCAUCCUGAGCAUCUCGUUGAGCCCGAGAAGAUCACCAAGCACAUCAUGUGUACCGGUCAGGUCUAUUACGCUCUCUUGAAGGCUCGUGAACAAAACAAGAUCAACGAUGUCGCCAUCUCUCGUAUCGAACAACUCAACCCCUUCCCUUAUGAGCAAGUCAAGGAACAUGCUGACAAGUAUCCUAACGCUGAGAUUGUCUGGUGUCAAGAAGAACCCUUGAACAUGGGUGUCUGGCAACACGUCCAACCUCGUAUCACUACCUCCUUGUCUCAAACCGAACAUCAUGCUGGUAAGUCUCCUCGUUAUGCUGGUCGUGCUCCUUCUGCCUCUGUCGCUACUGGUAAUAAGAAGAAGCAUUUCCAAGAAGAAUACGGUCUCUUAAGUAAGGCUUUGACUGGUGAGGUCCUCAAGCCCAAGGAGAUCACUCAAGGUGUCCCCAUCUUUUAA
Messenger RNA from Mucor velutinosus, 3099 nucleotides. RefSeq lists its product as uncharacterized. The record is from RefSeq and is a predicted model, not a curated record. Gene Ontology annotation, molecular function: oxoglutarate dehydrogenase (succinyl-transferring) activity; thiamine pyrophosphate binding. The coding region runs from base 1 to 3099 and encodes 1032 amino acids. Gene Ontology annotation, biological process: tricarboxylic acid cycle. Gene Ontology annotation, cellular component: oxoglutarate dehydrogenase complex; mitochondrion. NCBI's taxonomy places the organism in Eukaryota, Fungi, Mucoromycota, Mucoromycetes, Mucorales, Mucoraceae. The transcript has 3 exons.